Molecule: messenger RNA, 2129 nt
Organism: Pogoniulus pusillus (Red-fronted tinkerbird)
Lineage: Eukaryota; Metazoa; Chordata; Aves; Piciformes; Lybiidae
Gene: TSEN2
Product: tRNA splicing endonuclease subunit 2
Exons: 12
Coding region: 529-1911 (460 amino acids)
Biological process (GO): tRNA splicing, via endonucleolytic cleavage and ligation; tRNA-type intron splice site recognition and cleavage
Cellular component (GO): tRNA-intron endonuclease complex
Molecular function (GO): tRNA-intron lyase activity; nucleic acid binding
Source: RefSeq, a predicted model, not a curated record
CUGGUGGCGGGGAGGGGGUCGGGUGCUGUGUGGGUGCCUGCCCGGACCGUCCCCUUCCGCACCCGGCUCCCCAGCACCGCGCCCUGGGUGGUGUUCUGGUGGCGGGGAGGGGGUCGGGUGCUGUGUGGGUGCCUGCCCGGACCGUCCCCUUCCGCACCCGGCUCCCCAGCACCGCCCUGGGUGGUGUUCUGGUGGCGGGGAGGGGGUCGGGUGCUGUGUGGGUGCCUGCCCGGACCGUCCCCUUCCGCACCCGGCUCCCCAGCACCGCGCCCUGGGUGGUGUUCUGGUGGCGGGGAGGGGGUCGGGUGCUGUGUGGGUGCCUACCCGGGCGUAAGGCAGCGCUUCUUCCGCUGUCACAGCGCCGCGCCAGGGGUCCCGGCGGUCGGGUACCUGUUAUCCUGCGGGGGACAGGCCUGGCCCCGUAUAAAGGUGGUUGUGCCCAGAGCAGCAGGGCUGGCGUCCUCUCGGCUGGUCACCCAGUGUCGCAAUGAAGCGAAGCCUCCUCAGAGGAAACAUUCACGUCGGGAAAUGGCAGAAGCAGUUUUUCAUCCUCCAAGAAGGAAAAGAAGAAUUUUUGAGUCCUAUGACUCUCCCUUUCCUGUGGCUGUAGGAGGGAAGGAUUUCAGGAUAUGCCGGGCUGAAAUCCUGAAUAACAAUGUGAUUGUGAGGAACCCUGAAGAUAUUGAACUGCUUUAUAACAAGGGUUAUUUUGGGAAAGGUAUCCUUUCCAGAAGUCGACCAGUGUACAGCAUCUCAGAUCCUUCCCUGGUUGCUAAGUGGCAAGGUGCUAACCUAAACAUGCCUAUAAUUACAUCCAAAAAGUACCAGCGCCAUGUCCAGUGGGCUAAAAGUGUCUUACAAGAGCAAGGAUUGGAUGACUGCUCAGUAACCAAAAUUCUUGACAAUUACACUAAACCUGUUGAGCUGCCACUUUUGGAAGAGGAUAGAACUGAACAAACCAGUAACAGCUGGAGCAGAACUGACCUAAAUACAGAACUUGCCUCACAGUCUUCUACAGAGACUGGAAACAGAGUAGCCCUAAGUCCUGAUAAUCAGCAUGAAGGCUUCAAGAAAGCCUGUUUGGAGAGAAGCCCUCAGUUUGAUCCCGUGGCCAUAUGUGGCUCUGAAGAACAGAAACAAGGUGACUUGAAAGAGAAAGCUGAGGUGUCUUGCCAGAAGCAUGGUGCUCUGGUGUCCUGCAGCUGCACUGCCAAGGAGAAAACUCAGCAAGGACUUUGUGAGAUGAUCAGAUCAGAAGGAUGUGUUCCAGAAUAUGUGUUGGUGGAGGAAGAAGUCGAAGGUAGCUUAAGUCCUGAAGAUGGCUCUACCCAUGCAGAAGAAAAUCUAAUCAAGAAAGAAAAACUAGUAUGCAGAAAAAAUCCAUUUAGGAUUUCUGAAUAUUUGCAACUCAGCUUGGAGGAGGCUUUUUUCUUGGUUUAUUCUCUGGGAUGUUUAAGUAUUUAUUAUGGUGAGGAGCCCCUGACUAUUUUGAAGCUCUGGGAGGUUUUCAGUGAAGUGAAGCCCCACUUCAAAACAACCUACAUGGCCUACCACUACUUUCGCAGCAAAGGCUGGGUCCCCAAAGUUGGGCUGAAGUAUGGAACUGAUCUCUUGCUGUAUCGAAAAGGCCCCCCCUUCUAUCAUGCAAGUUACUCUGUCAUCGCUGAACUGGUUGAUGAUAGCUUUGAAGGUUCUCUUCGCAGACCUCUCUGCUGGAAAUCCUUGUCUGGGCUGAACAGAACAACUGCUAAUGCUUCUAAGGAGCUGAUGUUGUGCUAUUUAAUUAGACCAUCUGACAUGACUGAUGAAGAGAUGUCAACACCAGAAUGCAUGAAAAGGAUCAAGGUUCAGGAACUAAUUGUAAGCCGCUGGGUUUCUUCCCGUGAGCGCAGCGAUCAAGAUGAAUUCUGAUUGUACAGCAAAAAUUUAUUCAGAACCACUCCUUGGGUUUUACCUUUUUUUUUCUUUGUGAUCAACCUCUGCCUCAGCAGUUUCUCUCAGCUUACUCUGUUGGUGUGUAUUAACGCUGUUUUAAGUCAGGUUACUGGGGAGGAUGUUGAAAAACUAAAGAGAACUGUAAUCAUGAGAAUGAAAAGGAAAAAAAAUUAAAGCUGAGUCCCACCUCAAAA